CCACCAAAGUAUCAAAUGUAAAUCUAACAAAAGCCGAGAGCUAAUGGAUUGGAGGGCAGAUAAAAACAAAGAUACUUAAUUUACAUCACACUUUGGCGGGAAACUCGCCCGGGAACUAGCGUCAGAAUGAGGAAGCUGAAAUUCCCCCUCCUGUUUCUGUUGGUGCUUCCGUUUUGUAAGGGGGGUAGGUACAGACGGUUCAUAGAAUGGGGGGCAGACCUCGCCCCUGGGUCAUUUUGCUCCUCGCGACAAUCGUCUCCGUGUUGUUCCGGGAGAGACGACAACUGCACGGUGGAGAUUCUGGGGAGUCUCUGCUAUUGUGACGUGUUCUGUAAUAGGGCAUCUACCGACUGUUGUCCAGAUUAUGCCAGCACCUGUCAGGGAAUCGCACCCCCAGUCACUAAAGCGGGAUGCGUAUUUGAUGGUAAGGAGUACAAGCCUAGUGAAGUCAUCAGGGAUAACUGCAAUCUUUGCACGUGUUCACGGGUACAGUUAUUUCGCUACGACUGGGUGUGUUCAAACAAUUCCUGUCUGAUCGACUUGGAACGAUUUAACAAAACAGCACAAAACUUAGGAUGGAAAACUGCAAACUACACUCGUUUCUGGAAUAAAACGUUCAUUGAUGGAAUCAAAGAAAAUGUUGGCAUAGCAACCGAAAGCAAAGCUCAAAACAUGUCUUCGCUUCAGAAUAAAGUACAGAAUGAUCUCCCGGCCUUCUUUGACUCUAGGAAAAAGUGGAAGUCAUGGAUACAUCCGGUUCGUGAUCAAAGAAACUGCGCAUCUUCCUGGGCGUUCUCCACAGUAGACGUUGCGGCAGACAGAUUGGCGAUUGAAUCCAAAGGAUUACUGACCAAUCAGCUUUCGCCUCAGCAUCUUCUGUCAUGUGACACAAGGCGGAAACAGAGAGGAUGCGAAGGAGGGUCUGCAGAAAAGGCUUGGUGGUUCAUUAAACGAAAAGGAAUCAUGACUGAGGAAUGUUAUCCUUAUAACGUCACUCAAUCGAACACUUCUGCCAACAAAUGUCUGGACAACUUGGACACAUGUCCGAACACCAACUCUUCCACAUCCAAAAUUGUGCUAUACGUCACACCACCGUACAGAGUUGGGGAAAGUGAAGAAGAAAUUAAAACAGAGAUAUAUAAGAGUGGACCAGUACAAGCUACCUUUCAAGUGUCUGCUGACCUCUUUAUGUAUCGAUCUGGUGUGUACAGACACACAGGGGCGGAUCUUGUACAGAGCAAAUUGGCGGUCAGGAUAAUCGGAUGGGGAGAAGAUAUUGAUAAAAAAGGACGUGUUCGAAAAUACUGGAUAUGCUUGAACAGUUGGGGAACCAAGUGGGGCGAGGAAGGGGCAUUCCGAAUCGUAAGGGGAGAAAAUCACCUAGGCAUCGAAGAAAACAUCUUGGGAGUUCAUGCAGAUAUGAAACGUUCACUAGCAACCCAUCCUAGCGAGGGGAUACGUGAUGAGGGUCUAAUUAACAUAUACAAUCAAAAACAAAUAGUGGUCAUCAAGAGACCACGGCCCACAGCUCGGCCCUAGAAAAGAUAUCAAGGACACCCCUUCCCCGGGGACAUUUAAAAUUAAUUAUACCGAGUCCGCCAAAAUGCUUUUUCUGAUGUUUGAAGUGAUUAAAUGCGUGAUUUCGUGUCUCCUAUGUAUGUAUCUGUGCAUGUUUUAUUUAAUGAGGCCUUUAUUUUAAGGCCUCCCUCUUUUUGCAGAAUUAUUGGGCCAUUGGGGCAUUUCAAACGAAGGACUUUAUUAAUGGGAUGUGACCCAUUAUUUCUAGGUCAGUGGAGCAUUUUAAAUGCACUUCUUUGUUAAUGGGAAGAAAGAUGAAUAGUUGUACCUAUAUGCACCUGCAUAUAGUAAUAAAGUGAAAAUUCCUCACAGUUAAAUAUUCAAUGUUAAAACUUUAUAAUUGAUUAGAACAUCAAACAUAUAUUCAGUAACUUUAAAAUUUUGUACAGAAAAUCUGUGUUCUCCUC
This is a messenger RNA of Saccostrea echinata, 1985 nucleotides long. Its product is annotated as tubulointerstitial nephritis antigen-like. The transcript is spliced from 10 exons. The record is from RefSeq and is a predicted model, not a curated record. Gene Ontology annotation, molecular function: cysteine-type peptidase activity. Bases 127 to 1539 code for a protein of 470 amino acids. Gene Ontology annotation, biological process: proteolysis. Lineage: Eukaryota; Metazoa; Mollusca; Bivalvia; Ostreida; Ostreidae. Gene Ontology annotation, cellular component: lysosome.